CACACCACCCGAGUCGACCCCGACCUACCCACCCUCCCCUCUCCUCUCCUCCAGAUAUCAAUCAAUUCCGCACCCCCUCCUUGGAUCCAAACCCUUCCCAUCACUCUCGCUUGACAGCAGAGAGGAGCAGAUAGGAGCAGAGAGGAGACCAUGUCGUCGUCCGGUGGCAAGGUGUUCACCCUCGAGGAGGUCGCCAAGCACACCUCCAAGGACGACUGCUGGCUAGUCAUCGGCGGCAAGGUGUACAAUGUGACCAAGUUUCUUGAUGACCACCCUGGAGGCGACGAUGUCUUGCUGUCUUCAACCGCCAAGGACGCGACCGACGACUUUGAGGACGUGGGGCACAGCACGACCGCCCGGGCGAUGAUGGAUGAGUACUAUGUUGGUGAGAUCGACGCGACCACGAUACCCACCAAGGUCAAGUACACGCCGCCCAAGCAGCCGCACUACAACCAGGACAAGACCCCCGAGUUCGUCAUCAAGAUCCUCCAGUUCUUGGUCCCCCUCGCGAUACUGGGCUUGGCCGUCGCCGUACGUAUCUACACCAAGGCGGAGUCUGUCUAGCACCGUCGUCUUAUACCAGUCAGUCAGUCAGUCAUUCGGAAGUGUCCAAGAGCUGAAUAAGUUUUAGUGGGGAUUUGCAUUUUGUACCAGCGUCACCGUCCUGUCAUGAAAUCUGGGAACUGUUCUCGACCCGUCGUUGCGUUAUGGUUCUAAGACGUCCGCUGUUGAAAUCGUGACUCGGGAAAACGGAUAGAUACUUGGCUAUAUUUUCCAUAUCGCUGGUGAAUGUUCAGACAUACAUAUUCUUAAUUUGAUGUGAUUAGUUGUGUAUGUGUCA
This is a messenger RNA of Triticum urartu, 841 nucleotides long. RefSeq names its product cytochrome b5. Gene Ontology annotation, cellular component: membrane; intracellular membrane-bounded organelle. Gene Ontology annotation, molecular function: heme binding. NCBI's taxonomy places the organism in Eukaryota, Viridiplantae, Streptophyta, Magnoliopsida, Poales, Poaceae. The record is from RefSeq and is a predicted model, not a curated record.